AUGACAUUAUUUAAUGAAAUUAAUUGCCGAAAAAUUCAUGGAGAAAAAAAUGUUUUUAGAGGAUUUUUUACAAAUCCAAUUUUUUAUGGUAUAUGGAUUGUUACAUUUGUCGUACAAAUUCUUCUUGUUCAAUAUGGUUCAUUUGCAUUUUCUUGUGUGCCAUUAACACUUGAACAAUGGAUGUGGUGUUUAUUAUUCGGCGUUACAGUUCUUCUGUGGAAUCAAUUGGUUAAUUUGAUCCCGGUGACACGUCAUAUGCCGAAAUGGGGUGCAGGUGAAGUUUAUGAACAGACAUUACCCGCAGAUUUAGGCCCAGAAGGACAACCAAGACAAGCAUCAAGUUUAACAAAAGGGCAAAUACUUUGGUUAAGAGGAAUAACACGUCUUCAAACACAGCUUCGUGUGAUAAAAGCAUUUCAAGAUUCAUUCGAUCGAUACCCACCAAAAUAUGUAACAUUAGAUCGGCUACGAGCCAAUACUAUACCCAAAUCAUCAUCAUAUUAUUACGAUAAACAACCUUCGAAUCCUAUUAAUAAUGUAACUAACACUGAUAAUGAACAAUUACCAUUAACAAUUAUUAAACAUACCUAA
Messenger RNA from Adineta steineri, 591 nucleotides. The record is from the annotation of a GenBank genome assembly. NCBI's taxonomy places the organism in Eukaryota, Metazoa, Rotifera, Eurotatoria, Adinetida, Adinetidae.